This is a messenger RNA of Kickxella alabastrina, 822 nucleotides long. RefSeq lists its product as uncharacterized. The record is from RefSeq and is a predicted model, not a curated record. The coding region runs from base 1 to 822 and encodes 273 amino acids. Gene Ontology annotation, molecular function: oxidoreductase activity, acting on the CH-OH group of donors, NAD or NADP as acceptor. NCBI's taxonomy places the organism in Eukaryota, Fungi, Kickxellomycota, Kickxellomycetes, Kickxellales, Kickxellaceae. The transcript has a single exon. Gene Ontology annotation, cellular component: cytoplasm.
AUGGCCGACAUCUACGAUAUCAGGGGCAAAGUCGCUGUAAUCACCGGUGGAGCUACGUCAAUGGGGCUUCUCGCCGCCCAGAAUCUCGUAGCCCUCGGUGCCAAAGUAGUAAUCGGGGACAUCUCCAACCUCGGCCCCGCAACAAUUGCCGAGAUCAACCAAUCGGCAAACGCCCACGUUGCCACUUUCCACCACUGCGACGUUGCCGACCCCGCAAUGCUUCAUUCCCUCAUUGACAUCGCCAUUGUCGAAUUCGGCCAACUUGAUAUCCUCAUCAACAACGCCGGCAUCCUUGACAAGCCCUGGCAACACGACCCCACGGGCGAGUCAGCCCGCCGAUGCAUUGACAUCAAUAUCCGCGGGCUCAUCGACGGAACCAACCACGCUCUUCAUUAUUGGAGCCAGGAUGAGAAAAGGCAGGGCGUUGUUAUCAAUCUUUCCUCGCUGGCUGGCCAUGUGCCAAUGGAAUUCAUGGCCACGUAUGCUGCCACAAAGGCAGCCAUCGCCCAUUACACCAAAUGCCUCUCGACACUUGCCCCCAAAGUACGAGUCAACGCGGUGGCCCCCGGCGGUGUCAACACAAAUUUUAUACUGGCCGAUCAUCUCGGUCUCGACCACUUCUGUGUCACUUACUCGGGCCUACUGGAGCCACAAACUGUGGUCGACCAGAUUAUUCGCUUGAUCCAGGAUACAACAAUGGCAGGAGACGUGAUUGUUAUUCAGAAUAACCAGCCACCCGAGGUCUGCGAUAGACCAAAGUCAUCAGUCGUUGAGAAAAUGCUUAUUGAGCUUGCUGAAGCAAAUAAAAACAAGAAAAAUUAA